AUGUCGAAUCCACGGACGAAACAGCACAGCGGCGGCGCCCCGUCCCCGAGCAGCGAGAGUGAGACAUCGCCGCUCCUCGUAUCCGAGCACGCCACCUCCUACGGCCGAGCCCCGAGCCAGAGCGAUUCCGACGUCCACGGCGUCGUCAAACAGCAAUCCGAACCCAUCACGGCAGGCCGCAUCACCAUCGCCGAGCGCGUCUGGCUCUUUGUCGGCAUCUUCCUCGUCGGCUACGCCUACGGCCUCGACAGCCAGGUCCGCGGCACCUACCAGCCCUACGCCACCUCGAGCCUGAACCUGCACUCGUCCCAUUCCACCAUCAACGUCCUGCGCAGCGUCGUCGCCGUCGCCUCACAGCCCACUGCGGCCAAGAUUGCAGACAUUUACGGCCGCUUCGAGACCGUCGUCGCUGCCAUCCUGCUCUACGUCCUAGGCACCGCUCUCGAGGCUACCGCCACCUCGGUCGAGCUGUUCUGCGCCGGCGCUAUCCUGUACCAGAUCGGCUGGACAUGCAUCGUCCUCCUCCUCGAGGUCCUCGUCGCCGACUUCUCCUCCAUGCGCUCCCGCGUCUUCUUCAGUUAUAUCCCCGCCAUCCCUUUCGUCUUCAACACCUGGAUCAGCGGCACCGUCACCUCUGCCGUUCUGCGCGUCACCUCUUGGAGAUGGGGCAUCGGCAUGUGGGCCAUCAUCCUGCCCGUCUGUUCCAUCCCGCUGCUCACGAGCCUGUACUCCUUCGGUCAGCAGUCCCGGAAGUCCGAAUCCCACCCCGAGCCCAAGAGGGCCGCCGUCGACUUGUUCCAUCAACUCGAUGCCGUCGGCCUCGCCAUGCUUGUCGCCGCCUUUUCCUUCACCUUGGCGCCCCUCACUCUAGCUGGCGGGACGGCGAGUCACUGGAAAUCCCCGGCCAUCAUCUUCCCCCUUGUUUUUGGCCUGCUCUGCAUUCCGGCCUUCAUCUUUUGGGAACGUCGGCACGCCCAGGUGCCCCUCAUACCCUUCCGCCUCCUCAAGGACCGCGGAGUCUGGUCGGCCCUGGCGGUACGGAGUCUGCUCAACUUCGCCUGGUCGACCCAGGGAAACUACCUGUACACCGUGCUCGUCGUAGCGUUUGAUUUUCCCAUAGAGACAGCGACCCGCAUCUUGUCAUUCUUCUCCUUUUUUGGCGUUUUCAGCGGCGUCAUGGUCGGCAUUGUCGUCUACCGGACCCGCAAGCUCAAGGGCAUCAUCAUCACAGGCGCUUGCAUUUUCACGGCCUCUUUCGGCCUUCUCGUUUUAUAUCCCGGGGGCGCCACAUCGGCUUCGCAGUCCGGCCUCAUCGCCGCCCAAAUCAUCAUGGGCUUGGCCGGCGGCUUGUUCGCUUACCCGACGCAGGCCUCCAUCCAGGCGUCCGCGGACCACGAGCACGUCGCCGUUAUCACCAGCCUCUACCUGUCCGUCUUCAACGUCGGGAGCGCCUUGGGGAAUUGCCUGUCGGGGGCACUCUGGACGCAGCUGCUCUAUCCGUCCCUUGAGCAGAAUCUUGCUUUCCAGCCAAAUGGGACGCUAGCGCAGGCGGUCUACAACUCCCCGUUCGCGACCAUCGAACAUUAUCCCGUGGGAGGAAAGAUCAGAGACGCCAUCAUCGACAGCUACAAGGAUGUCCAGAGGCUGCUUUGCAUCGCCGGACUGUGUAUCUGCGUGCCGAUGGUCGGCUUUGCUUUUGCGUUGAGAAACCCCAGGCUAUCGGAGGAACGGGUGCAGCCGGAGGCGUCCAGCGAGUCUGACGCAUGA
Messenger RNA from Colletotrichum higginsianum IMI 349063, 1767 nucleotides. Its product is annotated as Major facilitator superfamily transporter. Gene Ontology annotation, cellular component: vacuolar membrane; endosome. Gene Ontology annotation, molecular function: siderophore-iron transmembrane transporter activity. The transcript has a single exon. Bases 1 to 1767 code for a protein of 588 amino acids. Gene Ontology annotation, biological process: transmembrane transport; intracellular iron ion homeostasis. NCBI's taxonomy places the organism in Eukaryota, Fungi, Ascomycota, Sordariomycetes, Glomerellales, Glomerellaceae. The record is from RefSeq and is a predicted model, not a curated record.